Diospyros lotus (date-plum) is the source of this 519-nucleotide messenger RNA. RefSeq lists its product as uncharacterized. The coding region runs from base 1 to 519 and encodes 172 amino acids. Gene Ontology annotation, molecular function: nucleic acid binding; zinc ion binding. NCBI's taxonomy places the organism in Eukaryota, Viridiplantae, Streptophyta, Magnoliopsida, Ericales, Ebenaceae. The transcript has a single exon. The record is from RefSeq and is a predicted model, not a curated record.
AUGAAAGUCCUGAACUUGAUCAGGGAAUUUGAACUUCAAAGAAUGAAGGACUCGGAGAUGAUUAAAGACUACUCAGAUAGGCUUCUUAGCAUUGCAAACAAGGUUAGGCUUCUUGGAUUUGACUUUACUGAUUCAAGAAUUGUAGAAAAAAUUCUUGUUACAGUACCAAAAAGAUAUGAAGCUACAAUCACUACCUUGGAGAAUACCAAGGAUUUGUCAAAAAUUUCCUUAGCAGAAUUGAUUAAUGCAUUGCAACCACAAGAGCAAAGAAGACUGCUGAGGAAGGAUAAAACAAUCAAGGGAGUGUUGAUAGCCAAGCAUCAGAACGAUUUUGAAGGAAGUGGAGCAAGUACAACAAAAGGAAAGAAUGGGAAUCAGAAGAAAUCCUAUCCACCUUGCAAGCACUGUGGAAAGAAGGGUCAUCCUCCAUUUAGAUGUUGGAGAAGACCUGAUGCUCAGUAUUCAAAGUGCAACCAACUUGGACAUGAAGUAGUAAUUUGCAAAGAAAAGGCGCAGUAG